This is a messenger RNA of Somion occarium, 2561 nucleotides long. Lineage: Eukaryota; Fungi; Basidiomycota; Agaricomycetes; Polyporales; Cerrenaceae. The record is from the annotation of a GenBank genome assembly.
CAACAAAGCAUCAAAUGUUCUCUGUGUUGUAAAUUGGGCGCUUCGGCGACUCAUGGAGAUUAGCGGUCGGAGCGUGAACCUUACGUAGAUCGUAGCGUACACGAAUCCGUAGCAUACUUGUUUUCUUUAUGCGUUUGCAACAAGACUACCGUUACCUGUCUUAAGCCAAACGUACUUUGUCGUUCAUCCUCCGGGCUCCCUGCUGCUCGAUUUUCAUCACUCUGAGGCAAGACUGUUGCAUUUCUGUCAGCACCGCCAGCAGACCGUUAAAGAUGCAAGAGAGUAGACCUCCUCCUAACUGUAUACUCCUCCACUGGCACUGGCACGUCCGCUAUGCGACUUGUAAAUUAAACUAAUUCUCCCUCUCUAAGUUUAUUAUAGUUUGCUGCGCUAACUCUCGUCUGCUGCGUUACCCUAGUCUUCCUUUACUGGGUUGUACACAGUCCUCUCCGAGUCCUGUCGAUGAUGAAGCCAAAGCACGCAAUGGCGAAAUCGAGACGCGGCUUAAACACGACUUUAUCCUGGCGAAAAACAAGAUCGAUGUGCUUGUGCAAAGCAUUGAAGACUCUGGAAAUUUGUCUCUUUACCCUGACAUUACAGUAUAACGCCUCGGCAGUGCGUCGACCGUCAUGAUCCUGCUAACGAUGCUUGUUUUCAAGUCGAACUUAUUUGAACAAAUGAAAGUCAUCCAUCGCGGUGGAUUUAGUGAACAGGAGCGAAACUCCUACAAGGAGGUCGUCUUUAGCAAGACCCUGCAAUCUAUGCGUGCCGUUCUCGAGGUGAUGGAUCGUGUAAAGAUCCAAGUUGCCUCUGAAAACCUCGCGAGACGGUCGAUUAUCCUCAAUCUACCGCCCAAACUUCAGGGCGGUGUUUUAGCAGGAGAAUUCGCUGAUACUCUGCGGAAGUUAUCGAAGGAUCCGGCCGUGAAGGACGUAGUCUCCCAUUCGCGUAAUUUCCAACUCGACAAAUCGGCGACUUACUAUCUUAAUUCGCUGGAUCGCAUCAUGGCAUCGGGAUACGUUCCAACAGACCGAGAUAUUUUGCAGUUACAAGUAAAAGCAACCUCAAGUGGCAUAACGGAGACAAUACUCAAUGUGGGCGAGAUGAGUUACAAGUUACUUGGUGUAGCAAGUCAGCGUUUCACGCAACGGAGAAAGUGGAUACAUUGUUUCGAGAAUGUGACGGCGGUAAUGUUCGUGGUCUCGUUGAGCAAGUAUGAUGAAACGGUGUAUGUUAAUAAGAGCGUUAACCAUCUGCAGGCAUCUUUGACCAUGUUCGAAUCGAUAUGCAAUGAGCGGUGGUUUACCAAGACGUCAAUUAUCCUCCUUCUCAAUGACAUUGACAAGUUUGCGGAGAAACUACCCAAUUCACCUUUGGGUGACUAUUUUCCAGACUGUACUGGUGGGAACGACUACGAUGCAGCGUGUGCAUACCUCCUCAACCGGUUCGUAUCGCUCAAUCAGAACACGAAAAGGCAGAUCUAUGCACAUUAUACUUGUGCGACGGAUAUGCAGCAGGUCAAAUUUGUCCUGAGUGCCAUUCAGGACAUCUUGUUGCGGUUAUACAUGGACGUUGUAGGGCUCAGCCCAGAGGAUUCAGGGAAUUUGAGUGUCGACGUUGAUCUUUUUAGCACGAUCUCGUUCACAGGGACUCAGGCAGCGACACAAGGGAUAUAUCGUAAUAUCGAGAAAAUCGAAGAAGGGGACUAGUGACUCAGCCGUUCAUAAGGCCCAAUUUCAAACGAGUAUGAUAUAGCCACGGAGUUCCCGACUUCCCGUUAUCCGACUGUCGGUCCCGAACGGUCUGGGAUCGCAACUUGAAACUUGGCUAGUAAUGCUGAGUUCGGGUACGGACUUGUCGAACGUAGACUUGGAAGACCAUACUGCUCACCCAAGUCGGGUCGCGCUCUUAGGUCCGUCUUGAUGACAGCCAUUUUGUAAUUUAUCAUGAUUUCCUCUAUUCGAACUGUCUACAUAGAGUGUAUAGUAUGCACGAUGGAUCAUUGCCUAUUCAAACCCUCUCAUUCUUUUUCAAUGUUUUCGCUUGACCCUUGGGACUCAUGCAUUCCUCAUCUUCUUGCGCUAUAUUCACGGUUCUUCGUUUUCGCAGCACUUACCGCAUGCAGCUUCAUGGUUCUACUUGACUGACCCCUCACACCGGUUCAAGCGAAGUUUGCUCCUUUGUCGUCGAUUCUAUGAUGUCCUUAUCUAACGCUUUAUCACAACUAGCCACUUCAUUGUCUUUCGGCAUGCAAGAAUACAUUCUGGUCACACUGUGGGAGAACCGUCGAAAAGAGAAAUAAGACAGCUAUAAUGGAUGCAGACAGGCUCGUGGGCUAUAGACAGUGAAGCCAGUCAUUAGGUCGUCCACCUUUUCCCAAAUAAUUAACAUAGUCGAAAUCGUAAAGGUUGAAGUUUUGAAGUUGCAGCGCCAGCUUGGAAACAUCCUCGAAAGCGGGACCUCUGUUAACAGACUGUAUGUACUCGAGUAGGUACCGGUGUGAUAGUCGGUUUGGCAGCGAGCAGGAAAACAUCCUUAGAAAAGAAACACAAGUUCACUUG